This is a messenger RNA of Phyllostomus hastatus (greater spear-nosed bat), 831 nucleotides long. It is a transcript of the gene CATSPERQ, whose product is annotated as transmembrane protein 249. The record is from RefSeq and is a predicted model, not a curated record. The transcript has 6 exons. Lineage: Eukaryota; Metazoa; Chordata; Mammalia; Chiroptera; Phyllostomidae. Bases 1 to 822 code for a protein of 273 amino acids.
AUGGGUUUUCCCUGGAAACUUUCUUCCCGGUACGAGCGCAACUGUGGGCAGUGGGUGGCGCCGACUCGCCGCCCAGCUGACCUCCUGUGCCUGACCCAGGCCCAGGCCUCCAACGGCUGGAUCAGCGGCCUUUCCAGGUCUUCCUUCGGAAAGCGCUUCCAGCUCUGGAACCUAGGACUCUUUUGCAACGAGCGCCACCUGGCUAAGCGCCUCAAGAGCAACAGCUUCUACCCUUUCACGGAGCUGCAGCCCAACGUCUUCCAGCUGGAGUACUACCUGGACACUCUGUGGAAGGGGAUGCUGCUCUUUCUCGUCGGCCUCUUCCUGCUCAGCUUCGGCUUGGUGAACCAGGUGCAGAAGCAGCAGACGUGGGUCUUCCCCGCGUACGGGGUGGCCGUGGGCCUGUGGAUCAUGAUCUCAUCUCUGCCGCGCCGUCGCCUGGUGCUGAACCAAGAGCUCGGCAUGUACAACUUCUCCAUCCAGGGCCACACCGUGUUUCAGGGACCCUUGCACCUGCUCUACGUGCGCCUGGCGCUCAGCUCUGACGCUUAUGGAAGGUGCUUCUUCCAACUGGUUCUGUGCGGCCACAAGCUGGAGCCGCUGGUGCUGGUGCAGCUGUCCGAUCGCUACGAGCAAAUGGAAUUCCUGGGCCGUCACAUCGCCCGGAAGCUCAACAUUAACUACUUCGACUGCCUGACUACGUCCUACCGGCACGUGGUCCGCCACUGGCCCCUGGGGACCACCGUCAGCCCCAGGGUCUGGCAGCGCAAGACCAGGGCCUGCGACAAAAGCUGCCAGUCGGACCUGGACCUGGACGUGUGACCCUGCAGC